This is a messenger RNA of Oncorhynchus masou masou (cherry salmon), 973 nucleotides long. RefSeq lists its product as uncharacterized. Gene Ontology annotation, biological process: B cell receptor signaling pathway; B cell differentiation. Lineage: Eukaryota; Metazoa; Chordata; Actinopteri; Salmoniformes; Salmonidae. The record is from RefSeq and is a predicted model, not a curated record. The coding region runs from base 88 to 816 and encodes 242 amino acids. The transcript has 5 exons. Gene Ontology annotation, cellular component: external side of plasma membrane; B cell receptor complex.
CUCAUGCCUUGGGUGUGAGUGUAGAGGGGGAGGCCACAGCACCUGAAGGCUGAGUGACUGGCCUCAUUCUGAUAUCCUUCCAGAAAGAUGAAGCAUCUGUUGGUCUGGCUGCUCCUCUCCUCCCUCAGUUCCCUCUCUUCUUGUGAGAUAAGAGGCAUGUUGGUGGUGGUCCAGUCUCCUCAUAAUGUAACAGUAACAGAGGGGGACACUGUUCAGAUCCAGUGCUGCUGGAAUCAAAAUGUGUCAAGAGGGACAGUUAAUUGGCAUAAAAAAGAAGGACACAGCGAGAUAAAAUAUAAGAGUGUCCUGGUCACCUACAGUCAGUGUUAUGACAGGGCAUCUCAGCAGAAUGUAGCCUGUAACUGCUCAAAUUGGACCAUCUCAAACGUCACUAAAAAUUACACGGGUACUUACGUCUGUAAAGUUUCUUUAGAGAUCCCAUCUCUUAUUGAAUCCGUGGGGAAUGGGACACGAAUAACAGUUACGUUCCAAAACACGACAAACAAUGAUUUCUCAGAAGAAAAACUGUCCCAGCAGCUGCCUAUCAUGAUUCCACUUGCUGUCCUGACCCUGUUCCUCCCCCCUCUCAUCUGCCUGUACAGGGCAUGGAAAAGACACCAAGGUGGUGCCCCAGACAGAACAGUCAGGGUGAUCCACGAGACUCCCAACCAUGAGGACGAGGAGUUGAAUAUGGAGGAGCUGGAAGAGGCAGCCAAUCAGAGCUCUUCCUCCUCCAGAGGAUCCACCCAAUGGUGUCAAGUCCAGGUGUAUGAAUCACUUGAUUACUUGGCUUUACCAACCCAAGACAAAGGUUAAGGACCGGCUGUGAAUGUAUUUUUCUAUUGCGUUUCAUGUGUCAGUCAUCUUACAGUAUGUAUGUACAGUGUAUUUUUGAUGUGUGUGUAUUUGUUUUAAAUUUGAUUGCAGUAGGUACUUACUGCUAUUGUUUCUUCUUUAAACCAUUUUUACUGUG